Molecule: messenger RNA, 2381 nt
Organism: Gasterosteus aculeatus aculeatus (three-spined stickleback)
Lineage: Eukaryota; Metazoa; Chordata; Actinopteri; Perciformes; Gasterosteidae
Gene: cyp17a1
Product: cytochrome P450, family 17, subfamily A, polypeptide 1
Biological process (GO): hormone biosynthetic process; progesterone metabolic process
Molecular function (GO): iron ion binding; steroid 17-alpha-monooxygenase activity; heme binding
Source: RefSeq, a predicted model, not a curated record
UCACGUUCAUUUGAUGUGCCGUCAUGGUGAGGAUUUAUGAAUCAUCUUAUCUUGUUUAAAUUGGCCCAGCCUUAAACACGGCGUGUCAAGGAUUUGGCAUUGAAGGAGCUGCAUAAAUGUGCGGCCCCGCAGCCGCUCAGGGCCUUCCUGCAGAGCUCCUCUCUGCUCGGCCUCCUCUGGAUCAGACCCUGCUCCCGGGUCCCGUUGCGGUGGACAUGACUUGGUUCCUGUGUCUGUGUGUGCUGUUUGCCGUGGCGCUGGCUCUGUUGCUGCUGCAGUUGAAUCUCGGGGUAUUGGCGCAUGGCCCCCGGGAGCCCCCCCGCCUCCCAGCCCUCCCGCUCAUCGGCAGCCUGCUGAGUUUGCGGAGCCCGCACGCUCCUCAUGUGCUCUUCAAAGACCUGCAGGGGAAAUACGGGCCGACGUACUCGCUGAUGAUGGGCUCCCACCGCGUCAUCGUAGUCAACCAGCACGUGCACGCCAAGCAAGUCCUGCUGAGGAAGGGGAAGAUAUUUGCAGGAAGACCAAGAACGGUUACCACAGACGUUCUGACCAGAGAUGGGAAAGACAUCGCGUUUGGAGACUACAGUGCCACAUGGAAGUUCCACAGGAAGAUCGUCCAUGGAGCUCUGUGCAUGUUUGGAGAGGGCUCCUCGUCCAUUGAGAAGAUCAGUGAGUACAGUUUCCUCCAUUCUGAUCUGAUACACACAAUGUGUAUCGAUGCUCAGCAUCCAGGGAAUAGACGUGGUCGUGCCGGUGAGCAUCUGUUUCCACUGCCCCGCUCAGUCCACGUCCAGGCCCAGUCUCUGUGCGGCGUCCUGUCUGAGGCGGCGGCAGCCGGACAGGCCCUGGAUCUGUCUCCCGAGCUGACCCGGGCCGUCACCAACGUCAUCUGCUCGCUCUGCUUCCACUCGUCGUACCGCCGGGGGGACCCGGAGUUCGAGGCCAUGCUGCUUUACAGCCAGGGCAUCGUGGACACGGUGGCGAAGGACAGCUUGGUGGACAUCUUCCCCUGGUUGCAGAUCUUUCCUAACGCGGACCUGCAGCUCCUGAAGCAGUGUGUUGCAAUCCGAGACAAACUUCUACAGAAGAAAUAUGAUGAACACAAGGCAGACUACAGUGACCACGUGCAGAGGGACCUGCUGGACGCUCUGCUGAGAGCCAAGCGCAGCGCCGAGAACAACAACACGGCAGAGAUCACGCCGGGGUCGGUGGGCCUGAGCGACGACCACCUCCUCAUGACCGUGGGGGACAUCUUCGGCGCCGGAGUGGAGACCACCACCACCGUGCUCAAGUGGGCCAUCGCCUACCUCAUCCAUCACCCGCAGGUACAGAGGCGUAUCCAGGAGGAGCUGGACAGCAAGGUCGGGGGGGACAGGUGUCCCCAGCUCAGCGACAGAGGCAGUCUGCCCUACCUGGAGGCAACCAUCAGGGAGGUGUUACGGAUCCGCCCCGUGGCCCCUUUGCUCAUCCCCCAUGUGGCCCUCAGUGACACUAGCCUCGGGGACUUUGCAGUGAAGAAAGGAACGCGAGUCAUCAUCAACCUGUGGUCCCUCCACCACGAUGAGAAGGAAUGGAAAAACCCAGAGCUCUUUGACCCUGGUCGGUUCUUGGACAGUGACGGCACAGGUCUGGUCAUCCCGUCGUCCAGCUACCUGCCGUUUGGGGCCGGGGUAAGGGUGUGUCUGGGCGAGGCCUUGGCCAAGAUGGAGCUCUUCCUCUUCUUGUCGUGGAUCCUACAGCGCUUCACCCUCUCCGUCCCACCGGACCAGUCCCUGCCCAGUCUGGAGGGAAAGUUUGGAGUGGUCCUCCAGCCCGCCAGGUACGAGGUGAACGCCGUGCCCAGAACGGGCUGGGAGAGGAACAGGGGCCAGCCGUGUUGAGGCUCUCAAGCGCCUCUCAUUGGCGAUCCGAGGGUCUGCAUGCAGAUGGUCAAGCUUGAAGCAACGAACUGGACAUCAAAUCUCUUUGUCUGCGUGACAUUUAUCAUUAUAUUUUCUCAAUGUAACGCAAUCCCAACGGACACUUUGGUACAUUAUUUAUAAAUACUUGCAUCUCUAGUGACUUCUCUUGCUGCACAGAAGACCACGGCUUGAAUUGGAAUAGUCCUUUUUGUUUAGGAAGGUUCCCUAACUGAGUGAAAUGAAUUGUCGUGAAUUCUCUUAUGCGGUAGCUUCUUUACUUAGCUCCUUUAGCAUAGGAACACUGCACCUAGCUUUACAAAAGGAAAAGAAAAAUUCCGUUCCACAACUUCUUGCGGCGGCAAUAUUCAACCAGUGACCCACUGGGCCGUUCGUGAGAACCGUCAUGAGCCCAGAAACGCAGAUCGUGUAAGUAACUGUUAACUGUUGCAGCCUUGUUAAUAAAGUAAUGCUUUGAACCUG